AUCUUCCUUUAUAAAAUGGAAACCCUAGAAGCCCAAACUGAUUCUUUAACGUGUUUGUGGCCACCUACUGGUUCCUUAAGGUUGUUGCAACUCUCCAGAUUGCUAUGGAAUUUCAAGUACUGCCACAGUGGGUCUUUACCCUGGCUGUACAUUGAAUCACCAGAGGAACUUCAAAGAAAAAACAGAAAAACAGCAGCAACAAAAACUCGGGCUCCACCUCCAGAGAGUCUAAUUGUUUUUUGGUGGGAUUGCAGCAUUCAAGAAAAAAUAGAUUUAGAAAUUCGAAUGCGAGAAGGAAUAUGGAAACUCCUUUCUCUGAGCACUCAGAAAGACCAGAUCUUGCAUGCAGUUAAGAAUCUCAUGGUAUGCAAUGCUCGAAUAAUGGCAUACACGUCGGAGCUACAGAAAUUAGAAGAACAGAUUGCAAAUCAGACUGGAAGAUGUGAUAUGAAUUUUGAAAGUAAAGAACGAACCGCUUGUAAAGGAAAGAUUGCCAUAUCAGAUAUUCGAAUACCACUAAUGUGGAAAGACUCUGAUCACUUCAGCAAUAAGGAACGAUCACAGCAGUACGCCAUUUUCUGUUUGUUCAAAAUGGGAGCUGAAGUUUUUGAUACUGACAUGGUGAUUGUAGACAAAACUAUCACAGAUCUAUGUUUUGAAAAUGUAACUAUAUUUAAUAAAGCAGGGCCAGACUUUCAGAUAAAAGUGGAGGUUUACAGCUGCUGUACAGAAGAAUCUUCUAUAACCAACACACCAAAAAAACUAGCUAAGAAACUGAAGACAUCUAUAAGUAAAGCUACAGGGAAGAAAAUAAAUUUGGUGCUGCAAGAAGAUCAUGAAACAUGCUCAUCUUACAGUUCUCCUAUUUUUGCUGCAAAGUAUAAUUUGCUAGCUCAUACUACUUUGACCUUGGAAAGUGCUGAGGAUAGCUUCAAGACCCAUAAUCUGUCUAUUAAUGGAAAUGAGGAGUCUUCAUUUUGGCUUCCCUUAUAUGGCAACAUGUGCUGCCGCCUAGUCGCCCAGCCAGCUUGUAUGGCUGAGGAUGCAUUUGCAGGAUUUCUUAAUCAGCAGCAAAUGGAAGAAAACCUAAUUAGUUGGAGAAGGUUGUAUUGUGUUUUAAGAGGGGGUAAACUCUAUUGCUUUUAUGCUCCAGAAGAAAUUGAAGCUAAAGUGGAACCAGCUUUGGUAGUGUCCAUUAACAAGGAAACCAGAAUUCGGGCAAUGGAUAAGGAUACCAAGAAAAAAAUUCAUAAUUUCUCUGUCAUCAACCCUGUUGCUGGACAGUCUGUAACUCAUAUCUUUGUAGCAGACAAUAGAGAAGAUCUUCAGAAAUGGAUGGAAGCCUUCUGGCAACAUUUCUUUGAUCUUAGCCAAUGGAAGCAUUGUUGUGAAGAACUUAUGAAAAUUGAGAUUAUGUCACCACGGAAACCACCUUUGUUCUUGACAAAAGAGGCGACCUCAGUCUACCAUGAUAUGAGCAUUGAUUCACCUGUAAAACUUGAAAGUUUAACUGAUACAAUACAAAAAAAACUUGAAGAGACAAAUGGACAGUUUCUUAUUGGUCAGCAUGAAGACUCCUCACCACCUCUUUGGGCCAGCCUCUUUGAUGGUAAUCAUCAAGUGGUUAUCCAGAAAAAGGUAUUAUCUCCUGCAAGUAACCAGCUACAUGAUGGGAAAGGGAAAAAAAGACGUGCUCCCCUUCCUCCUUCUGAUAAAGCUCCAUUCAGCUUAAAAACACAGAGUAACCCAGAUCAAUUGGAUAAGGACAACUGGGAAAAAACAAGUGUAUCUUGGACCUCGCCUUUGGAUACCAAAUUAUCAACCCUAAUGCAUCACUUACAGAAACCGAUGGCUGCUCCUCGAAAACUCCUUCCUGCCAGGAAAAAUAAUUUAAAUGAUGAUAGUGAACACAUAGACACUAAAACCAGUUUUGAAGCCAAGCCAGUGCCAGCUCCAAGGCAGAAAUCUAUCAAAGACAUUUUGGACCCUAGAUCAUGGUUGCAGGCACAAGUAUAGAAAACUCUAAAUGUAUAAAGCGUUUAACAAAAUCUAUACUGUUAGGCUUGAUUCAGAAGCACUAGAGAUAUAGUAAUAUGUAAUUAUGUUGGCAAAUAUGAUAGUGACUUAUAUCAAUAAUUAAUAAGCUAUGAGGUCUGAAAAAUGCUUUAUAAUGAAGAAUUGGAUUUCUCUUUUACUUCUGAUCUUUGGAAUAUAAGUGAUUUCCCUGGUAGAGUGCAAGAGGCAGUUUCAGACAAUAUCCUAAUUGUUUGAAGGGUUAAUUUAUUCCUAAAUUAGUGCCAGCAGUGAGCAAGCACUAGGCAGAAGAAGGCAUUAAAAUUUCUUUGGGGAGAGACUGUCUAGUAAUUUAAAAUGUGUUAAAUAUGAGCCAUAUUCUCAUUGUGAGAGUUUUAAUACUAAUGGAAUGUUUCAAAAGUUUUAUUCAAACCACAAAUUAUAGAAUCCACCCAAGAAAAUUUCUUCUUAGCAUUCUGGAAUUCUCAUCUAAUGGUUGACUGACUCUCAUCUAUUGUUUAACUCACUAGUUAACUCACUGACCUUUCGAAUUCCUGGGAUAAAUUUUGGAAUAUUAAAUUCUUCAUCUUUAAAGGGAAUUCAUAAUGUGUUAUUCAAAGUUGUUUCCUUGAUGAGCUCUGAAAUCCUGUUGACAUUAACUCUCAUAAGUGAAGCAUAACAUUUAUUAGUUUAGAGAAAAGGUAAAUGAAAUGUUCUCUAUUUCCACUUUUCUAUGCAUGGUGCUAAUUUCCAUUAUGACAUUGGAAUUUGGGGAAGUGAGUAGCUGAUUAACACCUUAAAAUUCAUUUAAUACUUAUUUAAAAAGCAGAUGGCUGAUUCAAAAAUAUCAAAAAAGUUGGCCAUGAUAAUAAUUUUCAGAAUUAAUCCUUUUAAAACAUUUUAAUUAAAUUUCCUUUUUCUAGUAAGGGUUGAUGUCUGCUAUUGAUAUUAUUCAUUAAAAGUCAUAUUCUUACAACAAUGACAUCGGAAUCAUUUCCAUAGGAGGUAAUUUCCAUAGCAACUAAUCAUUGUGACCCAAACAGGAUUAUAAAAUCAAGUGAGGAAAUAAAUAUCGAGAGGAUGAAUACCUUAAAGGAACAAAAAAAUCCUUUUUUAAAAUAAUAAUGCUUCUUGUAAACAAGAGCUGAACAGUUUUAAAAAUCAAAUCAGAAUUUCCAAAUAAAACAGUUUCCAUAAGGUGUCAGCAACGGCUCAAAAAAUCUGAAAUCACACUGAACCCUAAAUGUCAUUGCAAGAAAUAAAAAUAUAAGAAUUAAAUUA
Neogale vison (American mink) is the source of this 3294-nucleotide messenger RNA. RefSeq names its product rhotekin 2 (gene RTKN2). Bases 16 to 2016 code for a protein of 666 amino acids. Gene Ontology annotation, biological process: signal transduction; positive regulation of cell population proliferation; hemopoiesis. NCBI's taxonomy places the organism in Eukaryota, Metazoa, Chordata, Mammalia, Carnivora, Mustelidae. The record is from RefSeq and is a predicted model, not a curated record. The transcript has 12 exons.